CCCCCUCCUUCCUCAGGGGAGUUGGUGCCGCCCGGGCAGGGGCCGCCAGACGAAAAGGCGGGAGCGGCCGCGCGCCAGGACCAUCGGCUGCUGUGGGGGAGGGGAGAUAACAUCAUCAGGAUGCCGGAUGUAGAGGAGCGCGGAUCCCAAAAAGAACCCGAAGAUAUGGAGAAAACAUCCCCGGCGGCGCCCACAACAUCCCAGGCAGUGCCCACAACAUCCCGGGCAGUGCCCACCACAUCCGUGCCUCCCCAGGAAAAGAACAGCGACCUUUCCGCCCCUCAUUCACCAAACCAGCCACCAACCAAGCCUCCAAGACUUUUCUCGGUCACCGAUCUGAUGGAGACAGCAAAGGAAGUUUCCAAGAUGAGCAUCGCCCAUGAGAUUGUGGUAAAUCAAAAUUUCCACCUGGAGAAGGUUACUUUACCCCCAAACAGCCUGGAAAGUUGGAUGAAGGAGACAAUGUACAGGGCUUUCUGGGAUAAUCUGAAAGAGCAGUUGUCAGCCAUCCCUCCAGACUACACCCACGUUCUCAAACUCCUGCAGGAAAUCAAAGAGAUCUUGCUGUCUUUACUGCUACCCCAUCACGCCCGCCUGCGUAGCCAGAUCGAAGAAGCCAUGGACAUGGAGCUCCUCAGGCAAGAAGCGGAACACGGAGCCCUUGACGUCCCUCGCCUCUCCGCCUACAUCCGGGGCAUGAUGGCCAUGCUCUGUGCACCGGUCCGGGAUGAAGAGGUGCAGAAACUUCAGAGUAUAACAGACCCCGUGCAGCUCUUGAGGGAGAUAUUCCAAGUUCUAGGUCUAAUGAAAAUGGACAUGCUGAACUUUACCAUCCGGAGCCUCCGGCCCCACCUGAAGGAACACUCAGUCCAGUACGAGCGGACCAAAUUCCAGGAGCUUCUUGACCGGAUGCCCAACGCACUCGAUUACACCGUCAAAUGGCUGUCCAGAGCAGCAGCAGAAGCCUCCCUCCCCCAGCCAACAGCUAUUCCCGACCUCCCUGACCCAGCCAGCACAUCAGCCCCCGGAGCGACGACCAGCUGCGGCUCGGCCACCCCCAGCUCCCUGACGGUUCUGAACCAGGGUUACAUGAACUUGCUCCACUGGGAACCUGGAAACCCGGAAUAUCCCGAGACUCUGCUUAUGGACAGGCUCCGGAUUCAGGAGAUCCAGUCCCGGGUGCAUGAUCUCACCAUCUUGGGGGCCGUCCUGCUUGUGACCGGCUGUCUCUGUGGCCCUGCCCUGGUCAGCUCCCCUCCGUUUAUAGAACGUCUGAAACGGGGGAUCAGCAUCCUCCUAGACGGCCUCCACUGGAGGCUCGAAGAGGCUUUGCUGAGUAUCAGCCACCUGGUGUCCCAGGAGGUAAGUCAGGCCCUCGUGGAGAUGGGCCUUCCUGCCCUGAGCAGCGACCAAGUGGCUUCUCUCAAGGGGCAGAUCCAGGGUUUAGCCAAGGCGGAGAAUUCAGUGCGGAAUGUCAUUGAGAAGCGGAUCCAUCUCUUUCUCAGCUGCUGUCUUUCCUGCGGCGUGCAGAUGUCUCUGAAGGACCUCCCGGGAGGCCUUCCGCCCAUCCAGGGGGAGCUGGCGGAAGUGGGUCACAGGUUCUUGCACGUGAUUAAUCACAACCGCCAGGUGUUUGGCCCCUACUACGCUGGGAUCCUGAAGAAACUGCUGCUCACCCCUGCUGCUCAGAGAGACCCCACCCUGCCCGCUGGCUUCUGACACGCCAAGCGGGGUUCGACGGGGUCCGAAGUUUGGAGAACCAGAGGACUUUACAGCAAGUUCCUCAAUGGUGCCGACGGCCACCCGACAUCGCCUGAGGUUAACGAAGCCGACGUCCCCCUCCAUCCACCCCACAGCCAGGACCUCAGGGGCCACGGGCGGGAACACCAAACAGCCAAACUUCUUUUCCCAAUAAACUUCUGAGCAGCAAGAA
This is a messenger RNA of Ornithorhynchus anatinus (platypus), 1933 nucleotides long. RefSeq names its product t-complex 11 (gene TCP11). The record is from RefSeq and is a predicted model, not a curated record. Gene Ontology annotation, biological process: regulation of sperm capacitation. Gene Ontology annotation, cellular component: sperm flagellum; acrosomal vesicle. The transcript has 10 exons. Bases 121 to 1719 code for a protein of 532 amino acids. Lineage: Eukaryota; Metazoa; Chordata; Mammalia; Monotremata; Ornithorhynchidae.